Molecule: messenger RNA, 546 nt
Organism: Wallemia mellicola CBS 633.66
Lineage: Eukaryota; Fungi; Basidiomycota; Wallemiomycetes; Wallemiales; Wallemiaceae
Exons: 1
Coding region: 1-546 (181 amino acids)
Source: RefSeq, a predicted model, not a curated record
AUGAAGACAUCCCAAAUUGCUCAACUUCUCUUCGCGGGCACUGCAUCAGCCGUGGUUUUACAGGCUAGACAAGACUAUAGCCAUAUUUCAAAGUGUCUCGUUGACGAGUGUUCCGAUUAUCAGGGGGAGCUAGUCGAUAGGUGUAAUCCAGAAGAAGAUUUUGAAAUGUCCAAUAAAGACCUUAAAAACAUAUCAGAUGAAGAGUUACAGUUUCUUGCUUGUUAUUGCGAGGUAUUCCAAUCCGCCAACAAUGAAUGUAGAAGUUGCUUGAAUCAAGCGCCCUCUGAGGACGCUGUGACACAUGACUCGAUCUGUCAGCAAGUUUCAUCUAGCAGCAGCAGUAGCACCUCUAUGAGUUCAACCUCUACUGCAGGUUCAACAACAACUACUGCAUCACCAUCUGAAAGUGAAGAUGGCGAUAACAACGAUGACGAUAACAGCGACAGUGAGGAUGAUGAUGGAGAUUCUGGUGCCAAUGCUUUCAGUUUCAAAUGUAGUGCCAUGGUCGCCAGUGGACUGGCAGUCGGCGCAGCUAUACUUUUAUAA